AUGUACCUGCCAAAUGCAGGCAGGAGGUCGGGGCUCAUUGUACCAUCAUGUAACAAGUUAUUAUUCAAUCCAUUCUUUUCUACCCACCAAAUAUCCCACCAGGCACGAAAACAAUCAAGUCAAUUUUUGACUCGACCAAAGAAGGAAACGAUCAGAAAUCAUGUAUAUACAAAGGUUCCCCAACGUUUAGCCCAUGCGCAAAGAUAUCAGCCUUUUGUCCCCCCUUCGCCAGCAUCUUUGGGAAAAGCUGCCCCUCCAAAGCUAUAUCCUCGAUCCAUAAAAUGGGGACGAAGAUUACUAUAUGUCUCGGCGGCGACAGGCAUAGCCUAUCUCAUAGACACCCAAUUGUACGCAUCCUCUAUCACCAGAUCAUUGCGAACAUUCGGCCUGGGCAUAUUGGUGGCGAUCGAUUAUAAGCUUAAUUUUAGACCAAAUCCGAUUCUCGGGAAUGGAGGAUUAUACCUGAAAAUUGGACAAGCAAUUGCUAUGCAAAGUGCAGUCUUGCCUCCUGAAUUCCAGAAAAUGUUUGCGAGAAUGUUCGAUGAUGCUCCGCAGAAUGAGUGGCGCGAUGUGGAGAGGGUUAUCAGGGAGGACUUUGGAGGUAAAAGUCCAGAGGAAGUGUUUGGUGUUAGUUAUACAAAUAAGCCUGGGAGUGGAAUAAUCGAAACAAAAGCCAGAGCUUCAGCAUCUGUUGCGCAAGUUCAUUGGGCGAGGUUGGCUGAUGGGAGAGAAGUGGCAAUCAAGGUUCAGAAACGAGAGAUUGCUAGCCAAGUGGGUUGGGAUCUGUGGGCUUUCAAAGUAGUGAUGAAAGUAUACACAUACUGGUUCGACCUUCCCUUGUACAGUCUAGUGCCUUAUAUUACUGAGCGCUUAAUGCUAGAAACGGACUUUGUAAAUGAAGCGAAUAACUCAGAACAGAUGGCCGGACUAGUAGCGGGUGAACCACGAUUGAACGGCCGUGUUUAUAUUCCCAAGGUAUAUCGUGAUCUUUCCUCAAAACGAGUCAUGACGACAGAAUGGAUCGAGGGUGUACGUCUUUGGGAUAAAGAAGCUUUGACAGCUCCUUGGCUGGGUGGAUAUGGCAAAGGUUCUCCUGGAGCAAAAGGGGCCCCACUGUCAAAUCCCUCGCCAAAUAUCCUCUCAAGUAACAAUCCCAAACCCGAUCGUAGUGCGGAAUGGAGAGGUCGUAACGGCAAAGGUGGUCUAGGCCUCAGUUUGAAACAAGUCAUGACUACCAUGGUCGAUCUCUUUUCCGCACAAAUGUUCCUCUGGGGAGUUGUACAUUGCGAUCCUCAUCCAGGGAAUAUUUUUAUCCGAAGACAGCCCAACGGCCAACCAGAACUUGUCCUAAUCGAUCAUGGUCUAUACGUUUCCAUGACUCCAACUUUCCGACACCAAUACUGCCAAUUCUGGAAAGCCAUCAUGACCUUCGACAAUACCUCGCUUAACGAAAUCACUUCCGCAUGGGGUGUCAAGGCCCCCGAUCUUUUCGCAUCAGCAACUCUCAUGCGUCCAUAUGACGGUGGCGAUAACAGCACCAAAGAUCGUAUUACCAAGGAUCUCAAAGGCAAAACAGCCGCAGAGCGUCACUACGAAGUCCAAGAGAGACUCCGUCAAGGCAUCCGAGAUGUCCUUUCUGAAGAAGAAAAUUUCCCCCGUGAACUCCUCUUCAUCGGUCGCAAUAUGCGCAUUGUGCAAGGAAAUAAUCAAUUUCUCGGCUCCCCUGUUAACCGCAUCAAAAUGACGGGUUCAUGGGCAUCUCGCAGUCUGGUCGAUAGCAAGGAUUUGAGUUGGAGAGAGAGAUGGGUUAACGGGUGGAAACAUCUCCUGUUCAGAUUCGUAUUGUUGAGCACCGAUAUGGCUUUUUGGGGAAGUAAAAUUAGACAAUUGCUUGGAUGGGGCGGAGGCAUGGAGGAUGAUAUUGAGAAACAGAUGAGGUUUUUGGCGAAAGAUCAAUUCGGAGUGGAGUUGCAACAUGGUGUGUUUGAUGGAUAG
Botrytis fragariae is the source of this 1995-nucleotide messenger RNA. Its product is annotated as putative abc1 domain protein. The transcript has 3 exons. Lineage: Eukaryota; Fungi; Ascomycota; Leotiomycetes; Helotiales; Sclerotiniaceae. The coding region runs from base 1 to 1995 and encodes 664 amino acids. The record is from RefSeq and is a predicted model, not a curated record.